AGAGUUAUGGCCACUCUAAGCAUGAAACCAGGGAGCCGCUUUUCUGUACCGGACUGGCACACCAACAGUGCUCUCAUAUCCACAAAUGCUGAAAGGCAACGUUCAGCUUCUCAUCAGAUUCGUCAGGAAGCCAGAAGUCUACGCAACGAGACCAACAACCAGACUAAAUGGGACGAGCAUGAUAAUAGUACCCGCCUUGUCGAUCGUAUUGAUGAAGUGGAGAAGUGGAAACAAGUGCUGGAUAAGUGCCUGGCUGAAGUAGAUGCAGAAAUAGAUGCUUUAACCUCGAUGAAAGAUGAAGCAGAACAAGCCUUGCAAGCUAAGAAUGUACCUUCAGAUGUAGCCAUAGAGUGUCUGACCCUCCGUGAAAGCCGAAGAAGCAUUGACCUGGUGAAAGACCCUGUGGAGGAAGAACUGCACAAGGAAGUGGAAGUGAUUGAGGGAGUUCGUAAAGCACUGCAGCAAAAGAUUAGUGAAGCUUUUGAGCAGAUUUGUCUUUUGCAGGAGACACGUCAACAACUAGCCUGGGAUCAGAGAGACAAGACUGAAACAAUUGAUAUCGAUCAAACAUGCCUCUCACUUACCAAGCAUUCCCCAAACAUCUCACUGAAGGUGGAUCCAACCCGUGUUCCUCAUGGGACAACCACUCCUCAAGAAUGGGAACAAUUUAGCCGUUACAACAAAGAGAGAGCAGAAGCUGAAGUCCGAGCCUCUGCCCAGUUGAGAGAGGCCAUUGCUAUAACUAUUGCACAGACUAAUAAUGAACUGGAAGCUCAGAGACAAGCUGUGGAAUUUGCUUUCAGGAAGAGGAUCCAUGAAUUUGAAAGAGCUCACAAUGAACUCAAGUGGCAAGAGAAAAAUACUAAGGAGGAAAUAGAGGAACUGGAGGAAGACAUAAGACGUCUGGAGUGUGAUCUCAGAGAGAAGAGUGGACCUCUGAAGCUAGCUCAUACACGCCUUGAGACUCGUACCUAUAGACCCAAUGUGGAUCUUUGUAGAGAUCAGGUGCAGUAUGGUUUGACAAAUGAGGUCCACCAGCUAGAGGGCACUAUUGCUGCAUUAAAGCAAAAAAUCGCUCAGUCACAGGAUGCACUGGAUGCGCUCUACAAACAUCUUGCCCGCAUUGAAGCAGAUAUAAAAUGUAAGGAAAACUCCCUAAACCUGGACAACAAAUGUGUUGAUUCCCGCCGGAAGCUCACUCUGCCUAUGGAGAAGUAUGUUCCAUCCAUGGAUUCCUUCAACCGAACCAUCAAUCGCCAACUUUCACCCUUGAAAAGUCAACAGCUGGAACUAGCUUGA
This is a messenger RNA of Staurois parvus, 1299 nucleotides long. The record is from the annotation of a GenBank genome assembly. Lineage: Eukaryota; Metazoa; Chordata; Amphibia; Anura; Ranidae.